GACGUCAGAUCGGGCAGACAUAUUUGUGCGGGCUAAUAGUUAACGGUCGUACGAAUUCGUAUGGGGAGAGGAAGCCAGGGCAAGGAUUUAGUUCAGAUUGUGUUUACUUCUCGACUUUGCCAGGGAUCGCGGUUGCACAGAAAUGUCGGAGGAAAUUGAGGGGACAAAGACGACGGAGGAGACGGUGGUGAAUGACCAGAAUGAGAUGGACGACAAGGUGAUCAGUCCAGAGAAGGUUGAGGAGGCCAAGUUGAAGGCUCGCUACCCAAACCUGGGGCACAAACCUGGAGGCUCCGACCUGCUACGCAAACGCCUGACCAAGGGGCAAAAGUAUUUUGACUCUGGGGACUACAACAUGGCCAAGGCCAAGGUGAAGAACAAGCAGCUUCCUGCAGCCACGUCAGAGAAGAGCGGAGGAGGAGAGAUCACAGGAGACCAUAUCCCUACACCUCAGGACCUGCCGCAGAGGAAACCUUCCCUGGUGGCCAGCAAACUGGCCGGCUGAUACACACACUGUCCUGUCUCUAACCCUGUCAAUACUCCUAACAAUCACCCUACUACACCUGUUCCUGUCUCACUACCUCCCCCCAUCUACUUCUGCCCCAGAGAGACCCUUCCCUGGUGGCCAGCAAACUGGCACACACCCCUAACUGCCUGUCCCUGGUUCUGUCCCUCAUCCUCUUCACCCAGUCCUCUCUGCUUCCCCUCACCUUCCACUCUGUUAUGGCUCCUUCUUCUUCCUGCUCUUCCUCUCCUCUCUGUUCUUGUUUAUUUUCUAUUCUCAUGUAAAAAUACACUGAAAGCAAGGAUGAGGAUGUGUAGAAGGGAGAGAGAGGGAGGACUGAGAUGACUCCACUACAGGAGGAGACUUUAAAGAUGACCAGAACUCUGUGUCCCAGAUGACACCCUAUCCUAUAGAUGACACCCUAUAUAGCCCUGUGGGCCCUGGUCAAAAGUACAGUGUACAAAACAUUAGGAACACCAUUCCUAAUAUUGAGUUGCACCCCCUUUUGCCCUCAGAACAGCCUCAAUUCGU
Molecule: messenger RNA, 1036 nt
Organism: Salvelinus namaycush (lake trout)
Lineage: Eukaryota; Metazoa; Chordata; Actinopteri; Salmoniformes; Salmonidae
Product: cAMP-regulated phosphoprotein 19-A-like
Exons: 3
Coding region: 143-505 (120 amino acids)
Cellular component (GO): cytoplasm
Molecular function (GO): protein phosphatase inhibitor activity
Source: RefSeq, a predicted model, not a curated record